Helicoverpa armigera (cotton bollworm) is the source of this 4058-nucleotide messenger RNA. RefSeq lists its product as uncharacterized. Gene Ontology annotation, molecular function: symporter activity. Gene Ontology annotation, cellular component: membrane. Gene Ontology annotation, biological process: transmembrane transport; sodium ion transport. The record is from RefSeq and is a predicted model, not a curated record. NCBI's taxonomy places the organism in Eukaryota, Metazoa, Arthropoda, Insecta, Lepidoptera, Noctuidae.
CGUAAUUGUUUCAUUGUAACAGAUUGAGCUUACGUCUCGGCGGACUCAUGCAUUUGAAUGUUGGGUGCCUUUAGCGCAACGCAUAUCGAUAUGAUACGGGCUAUCAGUUUCAAUAACAAAACCCCUUGUCCCGAAAAAUAAUAAAACAUAGGGUUGUGUUGCAAAAGGAAGUUUGGUCUAGGAAAGUGGGAAAGUGCCUUGUACAGUCAGUCUAUGUGAUUUUUGAGAAGGAUAAUUUUUAGUUUCUUUUUUGCAAAAUGGGGGAGAUGCGAGGGGAAGUUGCAGACCUGACGCAUAUGAUGCAAAGGUUCUCGUGGGUAGAUUACGUUGUGUUCGUGUUGAUGUUGGCUAUCAGUGCGGUGGUGGGAGUGUACUGGGGUUUCAUGAAGAAACAGACCACGCAAGCGGAUUACCUGCUUGGUGGAAGGAACAUGAAAGUGAUUCCUGUUUCUAUGUCUCUUGUGGCAAGUUUUGUUUCGGGCAUAACCCUGUUAGGGUCACCGACGGAAGUCUACAUGCACGGAACCCAGUACGCAUAUAUCAUAGGAGCAAUAUUCUUGAUGUCUAUCAUAAUGACACAGAUUUAUCUACCUGUGUUUCACGAACUCAAGAUUACAUCAAAUUACGAGUACUUAUCAAUACGAUUCGACAAUAGAGUAAGAUUGUUUGGAUCAAUAUUAUUCGCUUUUACGUUGAUAGGCUGGUUGCCGAUUGUCAUUUAUGUUCCAGCACUAGCAUUUAAUCAAGUAACGGGUGUUAACAUACACGUGAUUACUCCAAUAGUGUGUUUGGUCUGCAUAUUCUACACAAGUGCGGGUGGAUUACAAGCAGUAGUAUGGACGGACGUGAUCCAAAUUACGGCGAUGUUUGGCGCGAUGGCCUUGGUCGCAAUCAAAGGGACUAUUGAUGUGGGCGGUAUUGGAGUGGUCUGGCAGAGGAAUUUGGACAGCGGGAGGAUCGAAUUGCCGGAUUGGGAUCCCAAUCCUCUGACGCGGCACACAAUAUGGAGUCUCGUGGUCGGUGGAACUAUCUACUGGCUCCAGUCUAACGCCGUCAAUCAAACUAUGAUCCAAAGAUAUCUUGCGUUGCCAACUCUGAGGGGCGCUAAGUGGGCAGUUUUCUUAUUCUGCGUUGGCAUCUCGUUUCUCUACUGCUUCUGCCUGUACUGCGGGCUAUUGAUCUACGCACGAUUCCACGACUGUGAUCCUUUACAAACUAAGUUGGCAAAGGCGAAAGAUCAGCUACUACCGUUGCUAGUGAUGGAUGUUCUUGGAGAAAUCCCUGGGUUGCCGGGAGUCUUCAUUGCUGGAAUAUUUAGUGCCGCUUUGAGUUCAUUGUCAACGAGUCUGAACUCGAUGUCAGCAGUAGUACUAGAAGACUUCUACAAGCCGUUCUUCGCGAAGGCGCUGACUGACCGACAGGCGAGCUGGCUCAUGAGGGGAGUCGUUACCCUGGGCACGCUCUGUGUAGGGCUGGUAUUCAUAGUAGAGAAGAUGGGGACAAUCUUGCAGCUGACGAUGACGCUGGAGUCUAUGACGAUGGGCCCUCAACUGGGAGUGUUCACAAUGGGCAUCCUCAUGCCGUGGGUUGAUGCUACAGGAGCACUAGUUGGUGGAGUCAGCGGUCUUGCGGUGAUGUCAUGGUGGUGUCUGACGUCACAGCUGGCCAUAGCUAGGGGGCAGAUAAAGCACUCACACAAAUCUCUGACAACUGUAGGAUGCACGUACAAUUUUACUACAGUUGAAGAUGUGAUUGAAGAAUCAGUUUUUAGUCAAGACGUAAACCCAGUGCUCCGAGUAUCGUACAUGUGGUACACACUAGCCGGCAUGGCGGUGACCAUGUGCGUGGGCGCAGUGGUGUCGCGCAUCAACCGCGCGCGCGGCACGCCGCACCUGCCGCCCGCGCCGAGCCUGCUGGCACCGCAGCUCAGGAAGCUCUUCAAGGAACCCCCGCACCCUACUGAUGAACCCUAUAUUAGUGCUUAUGGACAGAAUAAGGAAGCCUGCCACGCCAAUUCUACCUCAAUAAACAUGAAACCAAUUACCGAAACCGAAGAAAUAACAAAAAAGAAUAAUAAAAUGUCUGAAGAAAAAUUAAAUGUGUCGGAAGUAAGACUUUCCCUCCAGCAUUUCGCAUGGUUUGACUAUGUACUGUUUAUUUUUAUGUUAACAAUAUGUGGUGGAAUUGGUGUGUACUUCGGGUUCGUAAAGAAACAGAGUUCUACCCAGGACUAUUUGAUGGGAGGACGAAAUAUGAAGUUGUUGCCCGUCUGCUUCUCAUUAGUGGCAAGCUUUAUUUCAGGAAUAUCCCUUUUAGGUAUACCGACAGAGUUGUACAUUUAUGGAACACCUUAUGUGUUUACUUUAAUCGGUACUCUUUUAAUGUCAGUAAUAAUUUCUUAUACAUUUUUACCAAUACUCCAUGAAUUGAAAUUAACAUCAGCGUACGAGUACUUAGAACUCCGAUAUGAUAAACGCCUGAGAGUGUUUGGUUCUGUGAUUUUCACCGUUUACUUGAUGGCAUGGCUGCCUAUUGUAGUUUAUGUACCAGCUUUAGCAUUUAAUCAAGUGACUGGAGUUAACAUUCACAUUACAACUUCUGCAGUAUGCAUAGUUUGCAUAUUUUAUACGUCUUUGGGUGGCCUGAAAGCCGUUGUGUGGACAGAUGUGAUCCAAACUAUAGUGAUGAUUGGCGCUAUGAUCAUAGUCGUUAUAAAAGGCACUAUCAUAGCCGGCGGUUUUCAAGAGGUGUUUCGAGAAAAUUGGAACACAGGACGACUGGAAAUACCACCAGUGAGUCUAGACCUAACGGUGAGACAUUCUAUCUGGUCCGUCUCCAUCGGUUCGACUUUCUACUGGAUCGGCAAUGUUGCUGUAAAUCAGUCCAUGUUGCAACGGUUUCUUGCAUUGCGUGAGCUCAAGUCUUCGAUAAGGGCUGUUUGGGGUUUUUUGUUCGGGGUGGUAUUCAUAAUGCUAAUAUGCGGGUACAGUGGGUUGUUAGCCUUCGCUAAGUACCACGACUGUGACCCGUUAGACUCUAAGCUGGCUCUAGCUAAGGACCAACUGUUGCCUUUACUAGUCAUGGAUGUUUUGGGAGACUGGCCCGGUAUGCCUGGAAUAUUUGUAGCUGGAGUUUUCAGUGCAUCUCUUAGCUCCUUGUCAACUGGUUUGAAUUCAAUGGCUGCCGUUGUAUUAGAAGAUUUGAAGCCAUUUUUCAAAGAACUGACUCAUAGACAAACGCAGAUAUUGGUCAGAUCAGUCGUUGUCAUACUUGGAGUUAUUUGUGUUGGUCUAGUAUUCGUAGUAGAGAUGUUGGGUUCCGUCUUACAGCUGACUAUGAGUCUGUCCUCAGCAUCCAUGGGACCCUUAGCUGGAGUGUUCCUCAUGGGAAUGUUCUUACCUUUCAUAGAUUCUACGAGUGCAUUAUCAGGAGGUAUAAUAGGUCUGACGUCAGCGUGGUGGAUCGCUGCGCAGUCGCAGUUAGCACAGGCUCGGGGCUUGUUGAUGUCCAAUGAGAAGCAGAGGUUCACGCACAACUGUACUUACGACUUCGAUCAAUUUGUGCCUAGUGUGGCUGAUGCUGAAAGUGAAGUGCCAUACUUAUACCGCAUCUCAUUCAUGUGGUUCACGGCGUUUGGUUGUAUGGUGACCAUCGGGAUCGGCUGUAUUGUUAACUUGAGACGGACGGCAAAAGUGCACCAAGAUCAUCGCCUGUUCGCUCCUUCAUUCGAAGGUGGCUGGAGAAAGAUAAGAUUCAUCAAAUGCAUUUGAAAAAUAUUGAAAAAUGAACGACGUCAAUACAUUGAUGAAGAAAAUUUCGUGAUAUUAAGAAAAAUCACUAAAAUAUUUUUUGUUUACAUUAAACGUGAUUAGAAGUUGUCACUUGUCACGGAGCAAAAGUAUAAAUGAAACAUUACGUUUAUAACAUAGUGGAGGAAUUAUAAGAUAAGUAAUACAUUAUCAACCCAGGUUUAUUUAUGUAAAUCUUAUUUAGUAUAUAAAUCUGUAAAUGUAUGUAUUUUGAAUAGAUAUUUUACAUUCAGUUGUUAAGUUAUGGGA